Homo sapiens (human) is the source of this 4243-nucleotide messenger RNA. NCBI's taxonomy places the organism in Eukaryota, Metazoa, Chordata, Mammalia, Primates, Hominidae. The record is from RefSeq and is a predicted model, not a curated record.
AACUAAAGCCGGGAGUCCGGUGAACGGGCAGAAGCAGGGCCAUGCCCAAGCCACCCCCAAGAUCCCCCUGAACCUGCACCUCCAUCACGACCCAUUCAGGAGCCUCCAGGAGCCCAGACACCAGCCCCCCACCAUGGGCAGCAAGGAGCGCUUCCACUGGCAGAGCCACAACGUGAAGCAGAGCGGCGUGGAUGACAUGGUGCUUCUUCCCCAGAUCACCGAAGACGCCAUUGCCGCCAACCUCCGGAAGCGCUUCAUGGACGACUACAUCUUCACCUACAUCGGCUCUGUGCUCAUCUCUGUAAACCCCUUCAAGCAGAUGCCCUACUUCACCGACCGUGAGAUCGACCUCUAUCAGGGCGCGGCCCAGUAUGAGAAUCCCCCGCACAUCUACGCCCUCACGGACAACAUGUACCGGAACAUGCUUAUCGACUGUGAGAACCAGUGUGUCAUCAUUAGUGGAGAGAGUGGAGCUGGGAAGACAGUGGCAGCCAAAUAUAUCAUGGGCUACAUCUCCAAGGUGUCUGGCGGAGGCGAGAAGGUCCAGCACGUCAAAGAUAUCAUCCUGCAGUCCAACCCGCUGCUCGAGGCCUUCGGCAACGCCAAGACUGUGCGCAACAACAAUUCCAGCCGCUUUGGCAAGUACUUUGAGAUCCAGUUCAGCCGAGGUGGGGAGCCAGAUGGGGGCAAGAUCUCCAACUUCUUGCUGGAGAAGUCCCGCGUGGUCAUGCAAAAUGAAAAUGAGAGGAACUUCCACAUCUACUACCAGCUGCUGGAAGGGGCCUCCCAGGAGCAAAGGCAGAACCUGGGCCUCAUGACACCGGACUACUAUUACUACCUCAACCAAUCGGACACCUACCAGGUGGACGGCACGGACGACAGAAGCGACUUUGGUGAGACUCUGAGUGCUAUGCAGGUUAUUGGGAUCCCGCCCAGCAUCCAGCAGCUGGUCCUGCAGCUCGUGGCGGGGAUCUUGCACCUGGGGAACAUCAGUUUCUGUGAAGACGGGAAUUACGCCCGAGUGGAGAGUGUGGACCUCCUGGCCUUUCCCGCCUACCUGCUGGGCAUUGACAGCGGGCGACUGCAGGAGAAGCUGACCAGCCGCAAGAUGGACAGCCGCUGGGGCGGGCGCAGCGAGUCCAUCAAUGUGACCCUCAACGUGGAGCAGGCAGCCUACACCCGUGAUGCCCUGGCCAAGGGGCUCUAUGCCCGCCUCUUCGACUUCCUCGUGGAGGCCAUCAACCGUGCUAUGCAGAAACCCCAGGAAGAGUACAGCAUCGGUGUGCUGGACAUUUACGGCUUCGAGAUCUUCCAGAAAAAUGGCUUCGAGCAGUUUUGCAUCAACUUCGUCAAUGAGAAGCUGCAGCAAAUCUUUAUCGAACUUACCCUGAAGGCCGAGCAGGAGGAGUAUGUGCAGGAAGGCAUCCGCUGGACUCCAAUCCAGUACUUCAACAACAAGGUCGUCUGUGACCUCAUCGAAAACAAGCUGAGCCCCCCAGGCAUCAUGAGCGUCUUGGACGACGUGUGCGCCACCAUGCACGCCACGGGCGGGGGAGCAGACCAGACACUGCUGCAGAAGCUGCAGGCGGCUGUGGGGACCCACGAGCAUUUCAACAGCUGGAGCGCCGGCUUCGUCAUCCACCACUACGCUGGCAAGGUCUCCUACGACGUCAGCGGCUUCUGCGAGAGGAACCGAGACGUUCUCUUCUCCGACCUCAUAGAGCUGAUGCAGACCAGUGAGCAGGCCUUCCUCCGGAUGCUCUUCCCCGAGAAGCUGGAUGGAGACAAGAAGGGGCGCCCCAGCACCGCCGGCUCCAAGAUCAAGAAACAAGCCAACGACCUGGUGGCCACACUGAUGAGGUGCACACCCCACUACAUCCGCUGCAUCAAACCCAACGAGACCAAGAGGCCCCGAGACUGGGAGGAGAACAGGACUGGUGACUCCCCACCCCGAGGGGACUCAGCCUACCCUCCCCACCAGAGUCAAGCACCAGGUGGAAUACCUGGGCCUGAAGGAGAACAUCAGGGUGCGCAGAGCCGGCUUCGCCUACCGCCGCCAGUUCGCCAAAUUCCUGCAGAGCCCUCCGCCCUCAGGUAUGCCAUUCUGACCCCCGAGACGUGGCCGCGGUGGCGUGGGGACGAACGCCAGGGCGUCCAGCACCUGCUUCGGGCGGUCAACAUGGAGCCCGACCAGUACCAGAUGGGGAGCACCAAGGUCUUUGUCAAGAACCCAGAGUCGCUUUUCCUCCUGGAGGAGGUGCGAGAGCGAAAGUUCGAUGGCUUUGCCCGAACCAUCCAGAAGGCCUGGCGGCGCCACGUGGCUGUCCGGAAGUACGAGGAGAUGCGGGAGGAAGCUUCCAACAUCCUGCUGAACAAGAAGGAGCGGAGGCGCAACAGCAUCAAUCGGAACUUCGUCGGGGACUACCUGGGGCUGGAGGAGCGGCCCGAGCUGCGUCAGUUCCUGGGCAAGAGGGAGCGGGUGGACUUCGCCGAUUCGGUCACCAAGUACGACCGCCGCUUCAAGCCCAUCAAGCGGGACUUGAUCCUGACGCCCAAGUGUGUGUAUGUGAUUGGGCGAGAGAAAGUGAAGAAGGGACCUGAGAAGGGCCAGGUGUGUGAAGUCUUGAAGAAGAAAGUGGACAUCCAGGCUCUGCGGGGAGUCUCCCUCAGCACGCGACAGGACGACUUCUUCAUCCUCCAAGAGGAUGCCGCCGACAGCUUCCUGGAGAGCGUCUUCAAGACCGAGUUUGUCAGCCUUCUGUGCAAGCGCUUCGAGGAGGCGACGCGGAGGCCCCUGCCCCUCACCUUCAGCGACACACUACAGUUUCGGGUGAAGAAGGAGGGCUGGGGCGGUGGCGGCACCCGCAGCGUCACCUUCUCCCGCGGCUUCGGCGACUUGGCAGUGCUCAAGGUUGGCGGUCGGACCCUCACGGUCAGCGUGGGCGAUGGGCUGCCCAAGAGCUCCAAGCCUACGCGGAAGGGAAUGGCCAAGGGAAAACCUCGGAGGUCGUCCCAAGCCCCUACCCGGGCGGCCCCUGCGCCCCCCAGAGGCAUGGAUCGCAAUGGGGUGCCCCCCUCUGCCAGAGGGGGCCCCCUGCCCCUGGAGAUCAUGUCUGGAGGGGGCACCCACAGGCCUCCCCGGGGCCCUCCGUCCACAUCCCUGGGAGCCAGCAGACGACCCCGGGCACGUCCGCCCUCAGAGCACAACACAGAAUUCCUCAACGUGCCUGACCAGGGCAUGGCCGGCAUGCAGAGGAAGCGCAGCGUGGGGCAACGGCCAGUGCCUGGUGUGGGCCGACCCAAGCCCCAGCCUCGGACACAUGGUCCCAGGUGCCGGGCCCUAUACCAGUACGUGGGCCAAGAUGUGGACGAGCUGAGCUUCAACGUGAACGAGGUCAUUGAGAUCCUCAUGGAAGAUCCCUCGGGCUGGUGGAAGGGCCGGCUUCACGGCCAGGAGGGCCUUUUCCCAGGAAACUACGUGGAGAAGAUCUGAGCUGGGCCCUGGGAUACUGCCUUCUCUUUCGCCCGCCUAUCUGCCUGCCGGCCUGGUGGGGAGCCAGGCCCUGCCAAUGAGAGCCUCGUUUACCUGGGCUGCAAUAGCCUAAAAGUCCAGUCCUUUGGCCUCCAGUCCUGCCCAGGCCCUGGGUCACCAGGUCACUGCUGCAGCCCCCGCCCCUGGGCCCUGGUCUUCCUCCAACAUCACACCUGCUGCCCAUUCUCCAUUUCUGUGUGUGUCAAAGGGGACUAACAGCAGAAUCUACCUCCCAACUGCCAUGUGAUUAAGAAAUGGGUCUUGAGUCCUGUGCUGUUGGCAAAGUGCCAGGCACAGUUGGGGAGGGGGGGGUCCUUAACAAGCGUGACUUUGCUCAUUCUGUCAUCACUAAGGCAAUAAACCUUUGCCAGGUGAAAGCACGAGUUAACUUACUAAGUGCCCAACAAGGACGAUGUUUUCACAGCCCUGUGAGGUAGGAGCUGUGAAGGACCCCAUCUUACAGGUGGAACAAUGGAGGUUCAGAGAGGUUCACUGACCCAAGACUGCACAGAGCCAUGCCUUGCAUUCAUAUGUGACCAUAAAGCUUGAAUUUGUCCCAGUUUGGGCUGGGCGCAGUGGCUCACGCCUGUAAUCCCAGCACUUUGGGAGGCUGAGGCGGGCAGAUCACGUGAGACCAGGAGUUCAAGACCAGCCUGGAUAACACAGCAAAACCCUGUUUCUACUAAAAAUUUAAAAAAGAAAAAAAAAAAA